UGCAACAUAAACUCAAGACACAAGUUCUAAGCCAUGUUCUUGCAUUAAAAACAAGGCCAUGGAUUUACUCAGAAACUCAUUUCAGCUUCUUAUACUCUUCUUAAUCAUCUUUAUGUUCCCUGUCUCAGCAAAAGGGUUCAAGAACCCAAGGAUAGGUGCAUUCAGUAGAACAGCAACCCACCAUGAACCCAAAAUAUUCAAUCCUGCCACUGCUUCCCAGGAUUUUCAGUUCUUCUUUUAUUGCCAAAGGCUGGAUCAUUUCAACUACAAGCCUGAAAGUUACUCAACUUUUCAACAAAGAUAUGUGAUCAAUUCCAAGUACUGGGGUGGUGUAAAUUCCAGUGCACCAAUCUUUGCAUUCCUUGGUGAAGAAACGGAUUUGGAUUAUGAUCUUUCUAUUAUCGGAUUCCUCACUGAUAAUGCCUCUCGUUUCAAGGCCCUACUUGUUUAUAUAGAGCACCGGUUUUAUGGGAAGUCAAUACCAUUUGGAUAUUCGAGUGAAGAAGCUAUGAAAAACGCUAGUAUUCGGGGUUUUUUCAACUCAGCUCAAGCCAUAGCAGAUUAUGCUGCCAUUCUUAUUCACGUAAAGAAAACAUUAUUAGCCAAGGACUCUCCAAUAAUUGUUAUUGGAGGUUCUUAUGGCGGAAUGCUUGCAGCAUGGUUUCGGCUAAAGUACCCCCACAUCGCCUUGGGGGCUCUAGCUUCGUCAGCUCCAAUUCUUUACUUUGAUGACAUUGCACCACAAGCUGGCUAUUACUCAAUUGUCACCAAGGAUUUCAAAGAAACUAGUGAGAGUUGCUACGAGACUAUUAGAAAAUCUUGGUCUGAGAUAGACGAAGUUGCUUCCAAGCCUGACGGUCUAUCAAUUCUAAGCCAAAAAUUCAAAACUUGCAGCAAACUGAAGAGAAGCUUUGACUUGAAGGACUACUUAGACUCAAUGUAUGCUGAAGCAGCACAAUACAAUGAACCCCCAAUUUACCCCUUAACCAUUCUCUGCCGUGCCAUUGAUGGAGCAGCUGAAGGAGCUGACAUCCUCGGCCAAUUAUUUACCGGAGUUGUUGCUUACAUGGGAAACAAAUCAUGCUAUGACAUGGAUCAAUAUAAUGAUCCAACUGAUAGAUGGAGAUGGCAGAUGUGUAGUGAGCUGGUGAUUCCCAUAGGCCAUGAAAAAAAUGACUCCAUGUUCCAACCUGCACCAUUCAAUCUAAGCAGCUUCACAAAGGAAUGCAAGAGCUUGUUUGGCGUCCAGCCUCAGCCUCAUUGGAUCACCACUUAUUAUGGAUGCCAUGAUAUAAAGUUAACUCUCCAUAGAUUUGCUAGCAACAUUAUUUUUUCAAACGGCCUCAGAGAUCCUCAUAGCAGCGGCGGGGUGUUGGAAAAUAUAUCAGACAGUGUAGUUGCAAUCUCCACAGUGAAUGGAUCUCAUUGCUUGGAUAUACUUCCGGCGAAGACAAGUGAUCCAGAGUGGUUAACCCUACAACGGAAAAAUGAAGUCGAGACCAUUGAAGGCUGGAUUUCCAAUUAUUACAGUGAUUUAGAAGAGUUUAGUGGUCAAACUCAAGCUUGAUUAUUACUAAAAGAGAGAGCUACUGCUAGAAUUAUGGCGGAAAUAUUUAUGAAGUGAGAAAACUAAAAGCAAAACUAGUAGUUGGGUAACAAUAAAUAUUAUGCUACAUC
This is a messenger RNA of Rubroshorea leprosula, 1677 nucleotides long. NCBI's taxonomy places the organism in Eukaryota, Viridiplantae, Streptophyta, Magnoliopsida, Malvales, Dipterocarpaceae. The record is from the annotation of a GenBank genome assembly.